Molecule: messenger RNA, 222 nt
Organism: Rotaria sp. Silwood2
Lineage: Eukaryota; Metazoa; Rotifera; Eurotatoria; Philodinida; Philodinidae
Source: the annotation of a GenBank genome assembly
AUGAAACAAUCAGUUUAUUUAUCUAAACUUUAUAAUAGAGAAAUAAUUAAUGCAGAUUCAGCACAAAUAUAUGAAGGUUUAGAUAUUACAACAGCUAAACCAGCAAUUAUAGAACAAGAUAGUAUUUCUCAUCAUUUAUUUACUUAUAUGAAUCCUUUUGAUCGUUCACAUACUGUUGUCGAUUAUCGAAAUGAUGCUUUCUCAAUUGUGAGUUCAUUAUAA